Messenger RNA from Aureobasidium subglaciale EXF-2481, 1008 nucleotides. RefSeq lists its product as uncharacterized. The coding region runs from base 1 to 1008 and encodes 335 amino acids. The record is from RefSeq and is a predicted model, not a curated record. Lineage: Eukaryota; Fungi; Ascomycota; Dothideomycetes; Dothideales; Saccotheciaceae. The transcript has a single exon.
AUGACAAUCAACCGUGGAGAAUUAGCAGUCUUACCGCAGACAAACUCCCCACUGUUCAAGCUGCCAGGCGAAUUGAGGAAUUACAUAUAUGACCUUAGCCUUACACCAUUCGGCUCUAUCGUCAAUCCUUGCUGGGACAAGACAAUCAGACACGAGCAUCAGCAAGUGCCUAGCUUGGGUAUUGCCCUACUGAGGACCUGCCGCGCCCUCUAUCUGGAAUUAGGCAACUCGAUAUUAUUGGAGAAGGGAGACUAUGUGUUCACUCGAGUCACAUAUAUUCAAGCCUUCUUUGCUCGUCUGUCUCUAGCACAAGCCAGUUAUGUGCGCCACAUCACAAUCGAUCUUAGAGAAGCAGCAUCAGGGGAUGUUACGUCACAGACGGAACGUAGCAUGACCAUCGCCAAUGAAUGGAUACACUAUUUCUGCUGCACUCAAGGAGCACACAUGAUGGGCGCCUGGUGCGCAGAUCUCUGCACCCUUAAGUCUGACAUCCCCCAUCUGAGAUCACUCUGUAUUGAUUUGACCACAUGGCAACCCAGCCAUGCUGGCUCUCGGAUGGGCGGCUGGAGGUAUCUGCAAAAGCUGCUUCCAGAAACUCAAGGAUUGGACUCGUUCACGCUAAAGGGCAAGCGUCUAGACAGUAGCUCUUGGAGCUCACAGCCGGUACCAUGGAGCCUGGGCUUGUGGUUCUCGCCCGUCUUUGAGAGGGACGAGUCUGCGCUCGUUGACUUGAUCGCACAGACUGUACGCCUGGCCAACGAAGAGGAAGUUCGACUCGUAGAAUGGCACACCAUGGACUGUGUCACGCUACUCACAGUGCGUGUCGAGAAGGCACGCAAAGUCUGUCCAUCUAUAAGUUGUGUGAUCCCGCUCUUACAAGACGGUAUGAUGCUGUGGGAUGAGUUCCUCGAGUUCAAGAACGAGCAAGUCGAAUUCACGAAGAGACGUAAGGCAUCGGUGCCUGUCGGUGAUACUAUCUGGACUGGAGCACCUGUAAUUCAAGUAUAA